UCGAAAAGAAUCAUACUCACAAUCCUCUGAUUUUCUCAUGGCUCACAACCCUUUCUUCAACCUGAGUUCUAAGCGAUCCUCUAGCUUUCCUACUCAAAACAAUUCUCCCCGUCUUAAUCAAGACGAUCAAGAACUCCCUAUGCCUCAAAACAAUUCUUUCGAUCUUGAUCACCACUCUGAAGAAUUCCCUGAUUUUCGUGCGCCUCCAAACAAUUCUCACGGGAUUUAUCAUGACUAUCAAGAAUUCCAUAAUUUUCCUGUACCUCGAAACAUCCCUCCUGAUUGGACUCCUCAACAAUUUCCUAAUUUUCCAACGACUCGAAACAACUCUCCCGGUAGGACUCCUCAACAAGUCCCUAAUUUUCCAAUGACUCGAAACAACUAUCCCGGACCUGACUCGAGUCCUCAACAAUUCUCCAAUUUCCCGAUGGCUCCUGAUUUUCGAGUAGCUCGAAACAACUAUCCGGGACUUGAUCAAGGCCCUCGCAAAAACCAGGUGGAUGUCUCGUUAACGUUAGCCAAGCACUUUCUGUUAAACUAUGGCAAAGAUUCAAACCUCGUCUUCUCUCCGAUAUCCAUACAAGUUGUUCUUAGCUUGCUUGCGGCUGGUUCCAAUGGCCAAACCCGAGACCAGCUUCUCUCUUUUCUUAAAGCUGAAAGUGUAGAUGAACUCAACUCAGUCUAUGCACUUCUUGUUGAUGUUGUGUUUGCUGAUGGUUCCUCCUCGGGUGGUCCUCGCGUGUCCGUUGCCAAUGGUGUUUGGCUUGACGAGUCCCUAUCGUUCAAGGAUGCGUUCCAGCAGGUUGCGGAAACAAUGUACAAGGCAGCUUCUCAUCGUGUCGAUUUUCAGAACAAGGCUGAGGAGGUAAAACACUUGGUGAAUUCUUGGGUCGAAAAGGAGACCUGUGGCCUUAUAAAAAAUAUUCUGAAUUCAGUCGAAAGGUCAACUCAGCUGAUAUUAGCCAAUGCCCUGUAUUUCAAAGGAGAAUGGUCUAGCCCAUUCGACGCAUUCCUUACAAGAAACUAUGACUUCUACCUCCUCAAUUCCAGCUCUAUUCAAGUACCCUUCAUGACCAGCAACAAGGAUCAAUAUAUCAGUGUUUUUGAUGGUUUCAAAGUAUUAGAGCUUCCUUAUCAACAAGCCCGGAACCAAAGUUGGGAGAAAAGGCUUUCUUUUUCCAUGUACAUUUUCCUGCCAGAUGCAAUAGACGGCCUGCCAGCACUGGUAGAGAGAGCUGGUUCAGAACCUGGAUUCCUUGAUCGCUAUGUUCCAAGUCGAAGAGUUGAAGUUGGAGAGUUCCGAAUUCCAAAAUUUAAAUUUGAGUAUAACAUUGAAGCAAGAGAAGCGUUACAGAGCCUAGGACUGGUCUCGCUCUUUGGUCCAUCAGGAGGUCUCGGGGAGAUGGUCUCUAAUUCUUUCCCUCUCUUUGUCUCCCGAAUAGUGCAUAAAUCCUUUAUUGAAGUCGAUGAAAAAGGCACUGAAGCUGCUGCUGCAACCGUUUUUUGCACGGCCCCGGGAUCAAGUUGUAUACCUCGGGUAAAGGUUGUGAUUGACUUUGUUGCAGACCACCCAUUCUUGUUUGUCAUUCGGGAAAACGCUACUGGAAUGGUGGAGUUCAUAGGUCAUGUGCUUAAUCCUUCAGUUCAUGCUUGAACUGCCACUAGCUAGUCUUAUCUUCUGCGUUACAAUUAUUUUCAGAUUAGUUACUUGCUUCAUUUUUCCGCCUUCAGUUGCUAGUGUUUGGUGAUACCAAUGGUGAUGUCGAUGAGGCUCAUGCUCAGCACCUGCUGGAUUGUAGUAUUAAGCUCCCUGUUUUGAAUGUUAUUAAUGAUGAUGAUGGUGAUGUUGAUUUUGCUCGUAUUAUUGAGUUUAAUAACUCUGUUGCUGUUAUGAUGACUGGUUCGAGUAGGAACAUCAACGUGUGGACAUUGGAUGAUGAUGCAUGCCUUGGAGUUGGUGGAGUUGAGGCAUCCUGGACGCAAUGUUUAGCAUUGAUACACGUAUGCAACCUGAUAAGUUUUAUGACUACUUCAGCAGUGGGAUUCUCGUAUUACUACUAAUAAAUUAAAAUGUGGAUUUCGUGUAAUGCUGACAAGAAAGAGGCCAAGUUUGCUCCACCUUUGGUUGAUAUGGCUGAACAUCAUCAAGAUAAUGUAAUUUUCAAGUACAAGGAGAGCCUGAUGUCACUCGCAGGAUUCAGACAUGUCAACUAAAAUGUUGAUGAUUCUGGUAUCAUUAUGUUUACCAAUGAUGGCAGUAUCUCUUUUAUCGUAGUCACUUAUUAUUGAAGGCAUUUUGAAUUUCCUUUCGCUGUAAACUAUUCAUCUCAUUUACAUUUACUGAAUCUGUUUUAAACAACUAUGAUAUUUAACAACGUUCCCGUGAGCUGUUAUAUUUUGCAUACUGAUGCGGGUAUCAAUUGUUUUUAUAUUUUUGUCUUGCAUUGUUUUCACUUCUAAUUUUCUCUUGGCCCCUGUUACAUAUAGAGCAAGCACUCAAAUCCUCACAGGAAUCGACAGUUUGGGGAAGUCAUCCUUUAACUGAUAGAUGAAGAAUAUAUGAACAGCUUGAUUUUUUUGCACAAAUUGUGAUUACUCUGAAUCAGAUAUGAACUUGGUGCCAUAAGAUAAUUUUCGAUUAUCAUCAUCUACACUUCAAGGUUAGUUCUCUUCUGGUGCUGUUUUCCUUGUACUCUCUACUUUUGUCAUGCCAAAUUGUUUAAUUUUGACAAGGACCAGGCCAAGAUUGUCCCACUUUCUGCUAAAAUGGCUUAUCGGCAUUUUGAGUAUUACAAGUAUACGGAGAGCCUAGUUUCACUAGAAGGAUUCAGACAUGUCGACUAGAAUGUUGGAAGAUUAUAGGAAAGCAGCACUGAUUCGGGUAUUUUUGUACUGGCUAAUGAUGGCAGUAUAUCUAGUUUUUGAAGUCACUUACGAUAGAAGGCUACAUCUAUGUGCU
Molecule: messenger RNA, 2959 nt
Organism: Daucus carota subsp. sativus
Lineage: Eukaryota; Viridiplantae; Streptophyta; Magnoliopsida; Apiales; Apiaceae
Product: serpin-ZX
Exons: 2
Coding region: 38-1654 (538 amino acids)
Molecular function (GO): serine-type endopeptidase inhibitor activity
Source: RefSeq, a predicted model, not a curated record